CACACACAUACACACAUAUACACAACACACACACACAUACACAAGCGUGCGCGUAUGUGUGUUAUUGGUAUAAAAAUAACAAAUUAUUGUUAAUAAUUUGUAUUGUACUACCUAUAGAGUUUUUUUAUUUUUCUCGUCUACUCCAACUCGUCGUGUUUAUCGCGAAACCCGAUCGUCACCAUCGGGUGAUUACGGCACCGGAUACUUACGACGGGGCUUCCGACGUACCGCGACUAUGGAAAAUCAGUCUGUACCCGGAUCGUUAUUCGAAUGUUUGUUGUUCGACGGCGCCCUGACGUGAAAUCUCGAAAGUAAUUUGGGUUUUUUCGGUUGUUAAUGCGCGUCGGAUUUCCCGUCCGCGUAUGAGACGUUGGGCUUCCGGUGUACCGCCAUUCGCGUCGUACCACUUCGGUCUUAUUUUUUCCCGCCGGUGAACUGUGCUUUACGCCGUCGCACGGUGUACACAUAUACCGCUGCUAACGCGUCCGUCCGCUACCUGCGUCUGUGUUGCAUGAAAUACUGGCACCGUGCACGAUAUGUCCAAGAAGAAGGAUCAUGAUAGAAAAGGUCAGUGGUCGUGGGCCGACAACAUUCAUCCCAAUGAUAUCACCUACGAAAAUGUCCUCAAAACUUAUCGUAUUGGACAGUCCAAGUGCAAACCUCUGUCUUGCCGUCGUAAUUGCAAGAAUAAUCCAUAUUGUUUAUCUGGACUUGGUGAACAACGUUGGCUUCAAGAUAAAGUACGCACUCCUGUUAGUGACUAUGAAGAUCCAGAACUUGAACGACGACAAAAUAAUAAGUUUGUUGGUUUAAAAAACUUAGGUGCAACAUGUUAUAUUAACAGUCUUCUGCAGUUGUGGUUUCAUAACAUUAACUUUAGAAAAGCAAUAUUUAAUUGGAAACCUGAAGAAGAUUCAAUGGAAGGACAAAAUAAAUCUCUUUUCAUUGAAAAUGCAUAUACUCCAGAGACUAGUGUUGGUCAUUUACAAUUAGUAUUUGCUUUGAUGCAGUUUGGUAAACAACGAUCAGUUGAUCCUGAAGACUUUAUUACAACUUUAAGAAUCAAUACUGCACUACAACAGGAUGCUCAUGAGUUCUCAAAUUUGUUCCUAUCAGUUUUAGAAAACAAGUUUAGUACACAAUCUGAUGCUUCUGUUAGAGACAUGGUGAAAGAUAAUUUUCUUGGAGAAUAUAAAUAUGUUACUACAUGUUUAAAAUGUAAAACUAAAUCUACACGCCCAUCAACAUUUUAUGAACUUGAUUUGAACAUAAAAGGUCAUAAGACAUUAAAUGACAGUUUGCAAGAGUUCUUAAAAGAAGAACAUCUUACUGGAGAUGACAAGUAUUACUGUGAUCAUUGUGAUAGUAAACAAGAUGCUGUGCGAAAAAUAUGUUUAAUCACAUUACCUCCUGUGUUAAAUAUUCAAUUGAUGCGUUUUGUUUAUGAUAGACAAACAAUGCAAAAAAAGAAAUUAAAUACUUACAUACAGUUUUCACAAACAUUAGACAUGGGGCAAUAUUUAAAUUUACCUGUCCAACCUGAUGAAUCUUCAAAAGAUAAACAUAUGUACAAUUUAUGUGCAGUUCUUAUACAUAAAGGUUCAAGUGCAUAUUCUGGUCACUAUGUUGCCCAUAUUAAAGAUAUUGCUGCAGAAGAAUGGUAUAAAAUUAAUGAUGAAAAUGUUGAAAAAUUAAAGGGUAAAGGUUUAAAUUUGUGUACUGAAGAUGAGUUUAAACUUAAUGGUUCAAAAGUUGCUAAAGCUCCAAAAAUUCAAAAAGGAAUGUUGCAAACAAAUGAUGCUUAUAUGUUGGUUUAUAUGCAUACUAGCAUGAUAAAAAAACUGAAAACAGAAUCUUUUGAUUGGAAGUUAUCACCACGUUUGACUCAUCUUGUUGAUGCUCGUAAUAAUAACUUUGAAAAUGCAAUAUUAAAUAUUAAAAGUAAUCGUGAAUAUGUAGAAGACAAAGAUAAAGUUUUUGUCGAACAAAUGUUGAAUUUGAUAACUGAGAUGAAUUCAAUACCAGCAAAAGAAGAAGAUAGAGAGGCUAUUUCAUUGCAGUGGCUUAAUUAUUGGUUUAAAAUCACACCAAAUCAAAGUGUUAAAGAAAUAAAUAAUCAUGCUAUAUUAUGUAAACAUGAAUUACUUGAUCCUGAUAAAGUGCAUGAAGCUAAAUACAUUGGAACUAAACUAGCUGAUAAAUUGUAUGGUAUCUACCAAGGAGGCCCAAGACUGAAGUUGAAUUCAUCCUUAUGUUGGAAAUGUGUUAGAAAUAAAUGUGCCUUAUUAUACACAAAAACAUUAACUACUGAACAAAACAAAACUAUAACUUCAAUUUUACAAAAUUGGGAACCCACUACUAUUAAUAAUAAUAAUUCAAGUCGUGAAACUAACUUUUGGGUUGGUAAAGACUCUUUAAAAAGUUGGAGGCGAAUGUAUUUAGAGUUGUUUGAAUAUUUUGUGAAUAACCAUGAUAUACCUCCAAAUACUGAUCUGCCACUUAAUCCAAAUUUGUUGUCUCCAGUAUUUUAUCCUUCAAAUAAUUUAGUUGAAGAAGAUAGGAAAUACUUCAAAGCAAAAGUUAUGAAAAUGGAUCGUAUUACGUUGGAGUCUAUGGAUGGAUAUCGUAAAAUUGCUCAUUUACUUGUUAAUAAUUCAUUAUCAAUUUUUAAAAUUUUGAAGCUCACUGAUUUCAAACCAUUUCAUUGUUCCUUGUUAGAAUUGGAAUCAGUUUUAGAAGAAAUGACAAAUAUACUAUCUACAGUUAUUGCUAAAAAUGUUAAUGAUGAAUUAGCUAACGAAGAGAAAAAAAUAAAACAAGAGGUUAUUAAUGAGAAUUAUGAAAAGAAUAAUUUGCAUAACGGUGUAGUUAAAAUUGAGAAUGAAUCAAAAACAGACGAUGAACACAAAGAUGAUGAUGUAGAGUAUAAUAGUCAAGAAGAAAAAGAUAAACACGAUGAUUCAGAUUCUAUAGAUAAAAAUGAUAUAGAGUAUAUGUCAUGGAUUUUCAAUGAAGACAUAACUUGUUCACAUGGAAACAUGACUAUUGAAAAUAAUACAAGAAAAUUGGUUCCCGAAACUGUAUGGAGUGUACUUCAUUCUUAUUUUCCCAAAGCACCAAUAUUUACUGAUGGUAUUGAACCUUGCAAUAUGUGUCGAAGUAUGCAUAAUCAAGAUGAGAUAACCAAAAAUCUUCAUCGGCAAUCAGCCAUUACAGAAAAAGAAUUACUAAGUGAUUUACUAUUGAAUAAAAAAAGACCAGUUCCUUCUCAUGAAAAUUCUCCAUAUCCUUGUGUUUCUAAAGAAUUUUUAGAAUCUUGGCGAAAAUUUAUCAGAAAUCCAUCUAAAGAACCUAGGCCAAAUGCAAUUGUUAACGAAGUAAUACUUUGCAAAGAACACUCUGGACUAUUAUUUGAACCACCAUCAUUAUUAUACCCAACAGAACAAAAUCCAAUAGAACUAUUAACUGUAGAAGAAUGGGAGAUUCUUUCACGUUGUUACAAAACUGAUUAUGCAGUUUAUGUAUACUUUGAUGAACUGGGAGUGUUUAAAUCAUCCAAACCAGAAUUCUGUGAACCGUGUCGUCAGAGAAGGCUAGACGAAGAAAAAAGAGAACAGUUAAAAUACAAUAAAGCAAAAAUUUUCAUUAAAGUGGUCGAAAAAGAAGAACGUGAGCUUAACUUCAAACACAACGGAAGCUAUGAUAAGGAUGAGUUAUGGGGAAAUUCUUCGAAGAAAAUUAAACUGGAUUCAAACGCUGUGAACGGUGGCGGCGUUUCAGCAACGGCCACCACUCCUAUGGAAGUCAACAAUGGCGGUGGCAACCCAGAGUUGGGCAUCAGAAGGAGUGCACGGAAUCGAAGACCUAGGGGCGAAUUGAUAGUGGUCUCUUCCAACGACACGUUGCUUGAUCUCAAAAUGAAGAUCAUGGGCGCAUUCAAUGUCAUGCCCAAUGAUCAGCAUCUUAAAACAGCAGAAGGAGUUCAGUUAAAUGACAACGAAGCGACUUUAGCAGAUUUAGCAAUCCUUCCCGACACAUUGAUUCUAGCAAAGUUUGAUGAACCCACAGAAGACUUGCCGGAAUUCAUCGCCGAAGAAGAAGCUGGUUUUAAAGGUACCGAGCUUAUGAGUUGAAACGUUCGAAUUAAAAAUAUGAUCAUCAUAUAAUAUGCAUAUAUCCAUUUAUAUAUUUAUAUAAAAACAUUAAAUUUAAAAA
Sipha flava (yellow sugarcane aphid) is the source of this 4215-nucleotide messenger RNA. Its product is annotated as ubiquitin carboxyl-terminal hydrolase 48-like. The transcript has 18 exons. Gene Ontology annotation, molecular function: protein binding; cysteine-type endopeptidase activity; cysteine-type deubiquitinase activity. NCBI's taxonomy places the organism in Eukaryota, Metazoa, Arthropoda, Insecta, Hemiptera, Aphididae. The record is from RefSeq and is a predicted model, not a curated record. Gene Ontology annotation, biological process: protein deubiquitination. The coding region runs from base 537 to 4133 and encodes 1198 amino acids. Gene Ontology annotation, cellular component: cytosol; nucleus.